CGCAAGCUCAGCUCGUAACGAGGACCGCACGGAAAACCACGCUGAAGCCGCCCUCCUGUAGCAUCUCCAGUUUUUUAUUAUCACACAACCAACACUCUUAACACACCCAUUCUAGGCAAAGAUGGUCGCAGUGGAAACAUCCCCUAACUCGUCUCCUUCGGCGGAAUGGGUCAGCUGCCUGGAUAAAAGGCCUGCGGAGCGUUCUGGAGAGGACGUGGAUAUUAUCCUGACCAGACUAAAAGGAGUUAAAGCCUUCCGGAGAUUCUGCCCCUCCCUGUUGCUGCAGAUCUGCUCCUGUGCCUUCUACGAAUACCUGGAGAAAGGCAUCACCUUGUUCCGCCAGGGUGAUAUAGGGACCAGCUGGUAUGCAGUUCUGUCUGGCUCUUUGGACGUAAAGGUAUCAGAGACUGCCAAUCAUCAGGAUGCUGUCACUAUCUGCACACUGGGAAUUGGGACAGCAUUUGGAGAGUCUAUUCUGGAUAAUACACCUCGCCACGCCACCAUCGUCAGCAGAGAGACCAGCGAACUGCUCCGCAUCGAACAGAGAGAGUUCAAGAGUCUAUGGGAGAAGUACCGUCAGUCUAUGGCUGGACUCUUGGCUCCUCCAUAUGGAGCCAUGGAGAGUGGAUCCAACAAUGACAGGCUGGCAGACAAAGACAGCCUAGGUUCGGAUUCUCUCAGCCUCAUGAACAAGUCUCUGAACAAGGUUCCAUCAGAGAAGCUGCAGCGAGGGGGAAAGGUGAUGCGGAACGCCAUCCUCUCCAGAGCUCCCCACAUGAUCAGAGACAGGAAGUACCACCUCAAGACCUACAGACAGUGUUGUGUGGGUACGGAGCUGGUGGAUUGGCUGGUGCAGCAGAGUACCUGUGUCCACACCCGGUCCCAUGCUGUGGGGAUGUGGCAGGCUCUGCUGGAGGAGGGGGUCCUCAACCACGUGGACCAGGAACUGGGUUUCCAGGAUAAGUACCUCUUCUACCGCUUCCUUGACGACGAGGAGGAGGACACACCGUUGCCUAGCGAAGAGGAGAAGAGGGAGAGUGAGGAAGAGCUGCCUGAGACCAUCCUCUUUCUCGCCCAGAUAGGUCCAGAUGCCCUGCUCAGGAUGAUACUUCGCAAACCUCCUGGUCAGAGGACAGGUGAUGAUCUGGAGAUAAUCUAUGACGAGUUGCUUCACAUCAAGGCCUUAUCCCAGCUUUCCAACACUGUGAAGAGGGAGCUAGCGAGUGUCCUCAUCUUUGAAUCUCACGCCAAAGCUGGAACUGUGUUGUUUAACCAAGGAGAAGAGGGGACAUCAUGGUACAUCAUCCAGAAGGGCUCCGUCAAUGUGGUAAUCUAUGGCAAGGGUGUAGUGUGCAUGCUACAUGAGGGAGAUGACUUUGGGAAGCUGGCACUGGUGACAGACUCUCCGCGUGCUGCCUCCAUCGUCCUCAGAGAAGACAACUGUCAUUUCCUCCGAGUGGACAAAGAGGACUUCAACAGGAUACUCAGGGAUGUGGAGGCUAAUACGGUGCGUCUGAAGGAGCAUGAACAGGCUGUGUUGGUCCUAGAGAAGAGUCCCAGAGCCUCCACUCUGGGAAACAUCAAGUACACUGUGAUGUCUGGAACCCCAGAGAAGAUUCUGGACCAUUUCCUGGAGACGAUGAGGAUGGACACACACCACUCUGACCCAGACCCUGCGGUGGAUGACUUUGUCCUCAUGCACUGUGUCUUCAUGCCUAACAGCCAGCUCUGCCAACUGCUCAUGGCACACUACCAUGCGGUGUCCCCGCCGGGCUCGGAGCAGGAGCGGAUGGAAUAUGCUGUGACCUGUAAGAGACGCGUUCUUAACCUGGCCAUGCGCUGGGCUGCAGUACAUACGUACUACCUACAGGAGGAGCCAGCGGCGCUCACAUUCCUGGAGGAGCUGUAUGGGAGUGUGUCCAAUGACUCACGGAUCCUCAGAGCUCUGAAAGACUUUGUACCUGAUCUGGAGAAGGUCGUCAAACUACAUUCAGGAGAGGCCAAGCUAAGAAAGCAGAAGGUCCUUCUCAGACAGUUCAGCAAUGGAGACGAGAGAUUAGCAAAGAAACAACCCAUCAGGAACAGUGAUGACAUCCUGUUGAAGGUGUACUGCAGUGACCACACCUACACAACCAUCCGGGUUGCUGUGGCAGCCACAGGGAGGGAGGUGACCAGUGCCGUGGGCGACAAACUGGCCUCCAAUGAGGACCUGCUUUUGGUCCAUCUUAGCUCUGCGGGUGAGAAACAUGUGCUGAAACCCAGCGACGUGUCCGUUUUCUCCACUCUGAGCAUCAAUGGACGUAUGUUCGCCUGUCCUAGAGACCAGCUCAAUGCUCUGACCCCUCUCCCAGACCAGGAGGGACCGUCGGCUGGUUCCAUGUCCAGUUUUGAGCUGAUGAGUUCUAAAGACCUGGCCUACCAGAUGACCCUGUUUGACUGGGAGCUCUUCAGCUGUGUACACGAGCACGAGCUGUUGUACCACACGUUUGGUCGUCUCAGCUUCAGGAGAACCACGGCCAACCUGGACCUGUUCAUUCGCAGGUUCAACCAGGUUCAGCUGUGGGUGGUGACAGAGGUAUGUCUGUGCGGCCAGCUCAGCAAACGGGUUCAGCUGCUCAAGAAGUUCAUCAAGAUCGCUGCUCACUGUCGGGAGUUUAAGAACCUGAACUCAUUCUUUGCCAUCAUCAUGGGAAUGAGCAACCCUGCUGUCAGCCGACUGACCCAGACCUGGGAGAAACUGCCCAGCAAGUUUAAGAAGUUCUACGCUGAGUUUGAGAGCAUGAUGGACCCAUCCAGGAACCACCGUGCAUACCGGCUGACUGUCACCAAAAUAGAACCACCAAUCAUCCCCUUCAUGCCCCUCCUCCUCAAAGACAUGACUUUCAGUCACGAAGGAAACAAGACGUUCAUAGACAACAUGGUGAACUUUGAAAAGAUGCGGAUGAUCGCUAACACCAUCCGGGCCGUGAGACACUGCAGGAGUCAGCCGUUCAACCCUGACGUCUGUCAGCCCAAUAAGAACCAUGCUGAGGUGAGGGGUUACGUGAGGAAGCUGUGUGUGAUUGACAACCAGCGGACCCUAACAACGCUCUCCUAUAGGCUAGAACCCCGCAGGACCUGAGACCUCAGCCCACCCACCAUCGCAAUGAUUACACAUGUGAUAUGCUGAACCAUGAGCCCUUUCAGGGUUUUUUUGUUGUCCAGAAACACCUGCUCAGUCCACCGAGCAACCCAGGAACCCCCAUCAUAUUUCAGCAAAAAGAUGAUAAGAACGAGAAGUAAUCACCUUUUCAAAAGGAAUAGAUUUGCUGGGUAGGUUUCUUCAUUCUUUUGACCUCCCCCCAGGUUAUAAUUGGAUAUUGAAGUUUUGGUAGAAAGGUAACAAGAGACAUUAACAUUCCCACAAAAAUGUGAAGACCUCUGCUCCAUGACAUCAUGAACUCAGCGUCUGUGUGAGAUCUCAAGAAUUCUUAAUUGCUAUGACAUCACAUGGCUUUAACUGGCUUCUAUUAUAUCUGACAGUAUGGAAACUCACCUCUGUGACAUCACAGGACAGAUGGCUACAGAGAACUCUCUAUGUUAAAUGUAGGGUUACUGUAAAUGUAGAUAGAACACUGCAAGUACUUAAAAAGUAACUAAAAAAAUCCAAUAUUUUUAGUGAUAAUCAGUGUCCCUUAUUGUAAGAUGUAAAAAAUAUGAAGAAAGAAUAUUGUGCUGGUUUUACAAAUACCAUGAUCUAUUACAUAAAGCGUUAUAGAAAGACAACCCCCCUAGCACUAAAAUACCAGUGUUAAGCACUGUUCUUAAAUCUGUCCUCAAAAUGUUGUUUAUUUUUGCAUUAAAGCACAACUCAUGUAGCAUAUUGUUAUUCAUGUUGAAUCGGUUGUCUUCUUCAGUUUUUCUUAAACUUUUGUAAAUGUGGGUGCAGUAUAUUUGCCUUGUUUCCUAGCUCUUGUUUUACCUCAGGACCUCGUUAUGAUGUCAGUGUGUUGAGAGCGUGUCUGUCCAAACUGUAAAUAAAAUAUCUGAUAAAAUAAUCAAAACAUUUGA
Messenger RNA from Esox lucius (northern pike), 4050 nucleotides. Its product is annotated as rap guanine nucleotide exchange factor 4. Gene Ontology annotation, molecular function: guanyl-nucleotide exchange factor activity. NCBI's taxonomy places the organism in Eukaryota, Metazoa, Chordata, Actinopteri, Esociformes, Esocidae. Gene Ontology annotation, cellular component: plasma membrane. The transcript is spliced from 30 exons. The record is from RefSeq and is a predicted model, not a curated record. Bases 122 to 3121 code for a protein of 999 amino acids. Gene Ontology annotation, biological process: Ras protein signal transduction; positive regulation of GTPase activity.